Messenger RNA from Fulvia fulva, 1173 nucleotides. RefSeq lists its product as uncharacterized. The record is from RefSeq and is a predicted model, not a curated record. The coding region runs from base 1 to 1173 and encodes 390 amino acids. The transcript has a single exon. Lineage: Eukaryota; Fungi; Ascomycota; Dothideomycetes; Mycosphaerellales; Mycosphaerellaceae.
AUGCCAUUCCGCUUCCUCCUCGCAGCCAGCCUCGCGCUCGGCGCACAAGCACACAUGUUCAUGUCCUCCCCCGUCCCCAUCGAAGGCAACGCAGUCAAACCACCUCUCGACCCCUCCGGCUCCGACUUCCCCUGCCACGGCGUCCAGCUUCCCGCCACCGGCGGCCAAAAGAUGGCAGCAGGCUCCGAACAGCUUCUUGCUUUUGACCUCGGUGGCGGUGCCAACACUGCCGUCCACGGUGGUGGAUCUUGUCAGCUUGCAAUCACAUACGAGACUGACGCCGCGAAGGUCAAGGACCCGAAGAAUUGGAAGGUCAUUUACUCGAUUCUUGGCGGAUGUCCUACUGACGCGAAGGGGAAUCUCGACCAAGCUAUCGCUUGCACUCAAGCCGGCAACACUGCGUGCGUCAAUCAAUUCCCCUUCAAGAUCCCCAAGGGCGUCAAGGACGGCAACGCUAUUCUUGCAUGGACCUGGUUUAAUACCAUCGGCAACCGCGAGAUGUACAUGAACUGCGCCAACGUCGAAUUCACCGGCGGCGACGGCUCCGAAGUCGACUCAUUCCCGGCAAUGUUCGUCGCUAACCUCGCAAGCAUCGACACCUGCCCAACCACUGAGCAGACCAAUGUCCAGUUCCCUGACCCGGGCAAAUACGUCACCACCAAGACCGAGGGCAGCCCUUACAAACUCGCCCUCCCAACCGGCGCAGGCUGCUCAGGCAAUGGUGGCAGCGGUAGUGGUUCCGGCACUGGCAGCGGCAGCGCUCCAGCUAUCAGUGGCUACGGCGGUAACGGCGCAAUCAGCUCCCCAGCACCCGCCGCACCAACUUCCGCCGCAGCUCCAGCACCCUCCUCCGAGGCCGCUCCAACUUCCGCCCCCGCCCCAGCACCAACAUUAGACACCGCACCAGCACCAGCACCAACGACUACACCAUCCGCACCCUCCACCUCCACCUCCUCCGGCACCUGCCCCUCUGGCGAGCAAUCUUGCUCAACCCCCGGCGAGAUCAUCUGCAUCGACUCAACCCACUUCGGCAUCUGCGACAUUGACGGCUGCGCCGUCAGCCAAGCCGUCGCUCCCGGCACGACGUGCCAGGGCGGCAAGAUUGCGAAGCGUCAUGUCGUCAAGAGGGAGGUUGCAUCGCAUAGACGCAAGCAUGGUCAUUAUCAUUACUAG